Molecule: messenger RNA, 3718 nt
Organism: Sphaeramia orbicularis (orbiculate cardinalfish)
Lineage: Eukaryota; Metazoa; Chordata; Actinopteri; Kurtiformes; Apogonidae
Product: serine-rich adhesin for platelets-like
Exons: 18
Coding region: 80-3718 (1212 amino acids)
Molecular function (GO): RNA binding
Source: RefSeq, a predicted model, not a curated record
UCAGUCUCUGUCUAACCAGUCUGACCUGGAGACUGUGGUGAAAACUCUGGCUCCUGCCCUACUGGUUGAAUUGGCCAAAAUGAAUUCCUCUGCAGCGUCAUCAUCAUCAUUAUCCUCCUCUUCGAAAGGAGGAAAACGCUCACCCCCUCAUUCUGCUGGAGGAAAGAAGUCAUCCUCUGCUGCUUCCUCCUCUUUGACGACAGCAAAGAAGAAGGAGCCGACUAAAGGGAAGCCGACUGCACAAAAGCCUGAGACCAGUUCAUCCGCAAAGAAAGCCUCAGUUCCAACUCAAGUGUGGAUCGGCGGGUUGACUGACAAACUUUCUCAUGAAGAUGUGGCGUCUGCUGUGGAACAGUUUGGAAAAACAAAAUCAUUCUUAUUGUUUCGCCCCAAACAACAGGCAAUGGUGAUGUUUGAGAAAGAGCAAGACGCCAAGAAACUGAGGAGUGCAAAGAACUUCCAAAUUAAAGGACAUUCAGUCACUAUAAUCAAAGAGAAGGGAAGUGUCUCAAAGGAGGAGAAGUCACCUUGUACUGAAUCUAAGCAGCAGAAAGCGCCGCUUCAGAAAUCUGCCAGUGCCAGCAAAUCUUCCACCAGUACAACUGCAUCCAGCACCACUAGAAAGGCUGCCAGUACAUCUGCUGCAGCAGGAAAAGUCUCAGUUAAAGGCCAAGGGACUGUCACUGGAACAAAAGUCGUGGUUUCUAAAGUUAAAAAAGGCCCAACCAAAGUGGUAGCUAAGAGUGAAGCGUCUGUGAAGACGGACAUUAAAAAGGCUGCGGUUAAACCACCAUUAAAUGAAGGUGGAAACAGACCUGCCAAGACCCCAGAAGGUAAGUCAGCUGCAGCAGGAGCAGGAGCCAAACAGAAGGUGAAGGAAACAGCUAGCAAGGGUUCAAGGGAUGCAGGUUCUGAGAUAAAGGCCUCAAAGUGUGAAGGGUCUAAAACACCAAAACACACAGCUAAGGCUCCUGGAACAGGGAAGAAGACAGUUCCUAAACUGGAGGCCAGAGCAGAGCCCGACAAAACCAUCGUUGAGACAAAACAUCCUGAACCCAUGGAGGUUGGAGAGAUGAGAGUUGAGUCCACGAAGGUCGAAAGUAGCACGGGGGUGACGGAGGCAAACGCAGCUAUUCCAGAGGCUGUACCAGAAAAUUCCACAGGAAAGUCUACUGAGAGCCAAGAGUCUCCACCUACACCUAGUACAACAGCACAUACUGAAUUACCUGCAAAGGGUAGUACUCAGCAGCCUCAAACUGCCACUGCAGCUCCAGAGAACAUUGUUCUACAACGUAAGGACCAAACAGAGGCGUCACAAAUUCAACAGCGGGCUGCAGACGUCCUCUCUGAAGCUACUAUGGAGACAAACCUGCAGGAAGAUUCUACUCUUUCAGAGAAAACAGAAACAAAUGUACCAAUAUCUGAGGUUGCUUCCAAAACCAAGAUGCUGGAUAUGGAUGCAUCAACAGUUGAAGUCACCCCCCCAGUUGAAAAGACAGAAACAAAAGCUUCAACAGCCAAGGUCACCUCCACAGUUGAAAAGACAGAAACAAAAGCUUCAACAGCCAAGGUCACCUCCACAGUUGAAAAGACAGAAACAAAAGCUUCAACAGCCAAGGUCACCUCCACAGUUGAAAAGACAGAAACAAAAGCUUCAGCAGCCAAGGCCGCCUCCACAGUUGAGAAGACGGAAACAAAAGCUUCAACCGCCAUGGUCGCCUCCACAGUUGAGAAGACGGAAACAAAAGCUUCAACCGCCAUGGUCGCCUCCACAGUUGAAAAGACGGAAACAAAAGCUUCAACCGCCAAGGUCGCCUCCACAGUUGAAAAGACAGAAACAAAAGCUUCAACUGCCAAGGCCGCCUCCACAGUUGAAAAGACCGAAACAAAAGCUUCAACAGCCGAGGUCGCCUCCACAGUUGAAAAGACAGAAACAACAGCUUCAACAGCCAAGGUCACCUCCAUAGUUGAAAAGACAGGAACAAAAGCUUCAACAGCCAAGGCCGCCUCCACAGUUGAAAAGACAGAAACAAAAGCUUCAACCGCCAAGGUUGCCUCCACAGUUGAAAAGACAGAAGCAAAAGCUUCAACAGCCAAGGUCACCUCCAUAGUUGAAAAGACAGAAACAAAAGCUUCAACAGCCGAUGUUGCCCCCACAGCUGAGAAGAUGGAAACAAAUGCUUCAACAGCCGAGGUCGCCUCCACAGUUGAAAAGAUGGAAACAAAUGCUUCAACAGCCGAGGUCGCCUCCACAGUUGAAAAGAUGGAAACAAAUGCUUCAACAGUUGAGGUUGCCUCCACAGUUGAAAAUACUGAAACAAAUCCUUCAACAGCCGAGGUCGCCUCCACAGUUGAAAAGACAGAAACAAAAGCUUCAGCAGGCGAUGUCGCCUCCACCCCUGAGGCCAUGGCAGAGCCCUCAGCGUCCACAGCUCCUGCAGCUGCCAAUUCUCCUCUGACUGUCGGGGAAAUGUUGCACAAGGACCUGCGACAAGCGAGAUUUGUGUGCCUUAAAAUCAAAAGCAUCUUCAGCCCAAACUUUUUCUCCAAUACGGAGCGGAGGCAGCUGCUAAUAACUGGCCUUCCACUGUACUUCGAUGGCUGCUACACAGAGGAUGACAUCGCCAAACUGUUCAAACCUUUUGGAUUUCAGCAUCAUCAGGACACCAUCUAUGUUUUUCCUCAGUGCCAACUGGCGUUGGUUAUGAUGCCGACUAUCCAAUGUGUGCACAAGGUUAUGAAAGCCUUCACCAAGAAUAGACGCAAAUUGAAAGGGAAUUUAAUUACAACACACGUCAUAGAAAACAGAAUCUCUAUGACUCCGAUUGGAUUUUAUAAAUCACUAAUGAAGCGGAUAAAGUUUCAAUGUUCUGAUGAUGAUGAAAGCAUCAUCUACAUCAAAAACAUUUCACCCAGUCAGAUCAAGGAGCUCAGGGAAAAGCUGUGGAAAAUCGACUCUGUCAAAAACUUCCUUCCCCUCCUUAACAAGGUGUUUGUAGAGUUCGAGUCGAGCCGUGACGCUGAUCGGCUGGGAGUUUGGCACAGCUUCCUGAAUCAGACACCUCCCUAUGAAAUCCACCGUCUGAUGCAACCGCACGGCAUAGUUCCUGCACUUCCUCCCAGACUCACGGCCAAAGCCAUCCCAGACAGCGCCAAUGCUGUUCCGGGGGUCGUCAUCCCAGGAGCCAACUUUGGGAUUCCACAGGGAAGCAUUUGUCCGUUUUGGAUCCCCAUGACGACAAGAUCCUUCCUGUUCCCGACAAUGUCUCCAUGGUUCAUCAUCCCAAAUUUCCGGACAGUCAAGAAAUCAGAGGACAUUUAUAAGAUGAAACAUUGUUCUUCACCUACGAUCAUGCUGACGGGUUUACCAGAAGGAAACUAUAGUCACCUGGACAUCGCAAAGCUGGUCUGGCCCUAUUUUCCCAAACAGACCCUUCAGUCGCUGCUCUACAACAUUAUUGUACUGACGCUGCAGAGGAGGGCUUUUGUGCAUUUUUACAGCUGGUUGAAAUGUUUGGAUUUUGUCCGAGAACACAUCGCAAAUCCGAUCUCUGUGAAAGGUGCCCCACUGUCUGUCCACUUCGUCCUGCAGAACAUGAGUCCUAUAUACAGCGAGGAGAACAUGUACAAGUCCCUGACAAAGCUCAGUAACACUGUGAGUUCCAUAUUCAGUUCUUAUUGGUCCACUGGCAGCAGCUGGGUCACAGUCCCUGUUUAA